Schistocerca gregaria is the source of this 1569-nucleotide messenger RNA. Its product is annotated as structural maintenance of chromosomes protein 4-like. Gene Ontology annotation, biological process: mitotic chromosome condensation. Gene Ontology annotation, cellular component: chromosome. The transcript has 10 exons. Lineage: Eukaryota; Metazoa; Arthropoda; Insecta; Orthoptera; Acrididae. The record is from RefSeq and is a predicted model, not a curated record. The coding region runs from base 1 to 1569 and encodes 522 amino acids. Gene Ontology annotation, molecular function: ATP binding; protein binding.
AUGAUUCCUCCACUUCUCACCUCACAUGGCCUGUCAGUUACAGUUGACAUUAAAAGUGUGAAACACCAGACUGCAAAAAUAGUUCCAAUUUACAUCCUGAGAACAAGAAAAGAUAACCAAGAGUUAAUUGAUAAAAAAGAACAAGAGAAGUCUGAACUUCAGAGACUGCUAGGAGAGAAACUGUCAGAAUUAGAAAUCACUCAAAAAGAAAAAAAUAAAUUACUAGAAAAUAUUCAUGAAUUAAAUCAAGAGAGAGAUCAGCAGGUAAUGAAGAAAGACAAGCUGAACCAAAAGUCUGGAAGUUAUAAUAAUGAAGGUGCUGGCCUGAAAGCAGAGGCUGAAGCAGCUGCAGAGAAGCAGGCAAGAAUGAAUGAAUUGCUGAAAGAUGAGAAAAAACAGCUAUCAGAUUAUGAAGAUCUGUAUGAGAAAUAUCAAGGGCAAUUGAUGAAAUUUAAGGAUGAAGAAAUUCAGAUUAAUAGUGACUGUAUUCAACUUGAUGCCCAACUGAAGGAAGCUCUGGAACAUAUUAAGGAAGAUAUUGCUGACCUAUGUGAGGAAAAGGAUUCUCUCCAGUACAAGCUCACUAAAAUUCAGGAAGUUGUUGGUGGAAAGAAAUCACAGUAUGAAGUAGCAAAAUCUGAGUUAGAAGUAUAUGUUCUUCCUGAAAGGACAGAAAAAGAGAAGUUGAAGCUUUUGAUUCAGAAUCUCGAGAAAAUGACUGAACGUCUCUUAAAAACAAAGGAGCCUGAGAAUGCACCACGGUUAAUUGACUUAAUCAAAUUAGCAGAUGAGAGAGUUCGUGUGGCAUUUUACUUUGCUCUACGUAACACACUUGUUGCAAAUGAUGUAGCACAAGCAGCAAGAGUUGCAUUUUCUGGAGGAAAUCGUUACAGAGUAGUUACUUUACAAGGACACAUCAUUGAAGCUACAGGUGAAAUGACAGGUGGUGGCCAUACUGUGAAAAAAGGUCUAAUGAGUCAAAAAGUACCUGAAGCUCCAGUUACUCAGAAAACUGUGGAGGACCUUGGAAAACAGAUGCAAGAAUGCCAGAAAAAACUUGAAGAGUUUACUAGGAAAAUUCAUGAGCUUGACAAAAAAAUUUGUUUCCUUGCACCAGAGAUAAAUAAUAUGAAAACCAAAACACAAAAGUUGGAAACUGAAAUUAUGACACUUCAGAGAGAACACCCAAAACUCGAGCAUGAAGUAAAGAAUCAGAAAAAGAGAGUGUUAGAAGUUACAGUUGAUCCAGCAAAAGUUGCAGCUCUCACAUUGGUCUUGGAGAAAGCCAAAAAAGAUUAUGAUGAUGCAAUGCAAAAGGCCCAGGAAGUGAGUUCAGAGGUGAACUGCUUAAGUAAUGAAAUAGAGGAUAAGAUUAACAAUAGAGUUGGCUUAAUUAAGAAAAAUGUAGAAAAAAACAAAAAGAAACUAUCAAGCAAGUGCUAUGAAAUAACAAAAACAAAAGCUGAUAUUAAAAGAGCGGAAAGAUUUACAGGUGAAUUUGGUAUAGUUGCUCACCCAUUUGUUCAGGGUGUCAUACCAAAAUUAGGACUACUGCAGCAACAGACAUAA